AUAAAGAAAGCAAAAGCUCUUUAAUGGAUUCCAGAGUCUUGAGUCUUGUGCUCUUUCUUUGUUAAGCAAUUGACCAUCUUUCUUUUCUUUUAUUUUCUUUUCUCUCCUUUCCUUUCUUUUCCUUUCCAACAAACAACAAAGACAAACACUAGCCCACCUAACUACACCCUCUUUCAAAUUAAUCUCAAAGGUCCCUUCUUUACUAUUUCCAUUUUCAUUUUAAUUUAAAAAAUCUCAAUAAAGAGACAAACUCAUCAAUGCUAAUCAAAAUCUCUUCUUUUUCAUCGCAUAAUAACUAAAAAACAAAUCUCUUCCUCAUUCCCUAUCUCUUUUACUCUCUCUGAAGCUUAAUUACUUGUGAUUUUCCUUUUCUUUCUGUUUGUUUCUCUGUAAAAUCAUGCCUGUUUUUGCAGAGAGUUCAUCCACUAUAGCAGACCAAAUCAAGCUAAGAAAACCCAGAAACCAAUUCCAUCACCAUCAUCAGCAAGAAGAAAAUCCCAUUUCUAUACAAGAAACAGAUCCAAACCCACAUAUCUCUCGCUCCUCCAAAUCCACAAUCUCCUCUAUUUUCCUUUCCCCUUUCUCCACAAACACCGCUGAGCCCACCACCAAGAAAAAGAGCACCACAUUCAGAGGUUUAGGAUGCACCGCUGGGGCCGCGCAGCAAGUGUCGGUGCCGGCGAUGAUACGGUCAUCGGCGGAGUGGGAGGGGAAGAGGCUGAAGAAGAAAAAUAAUCUGCAGCGGCAGAAAAGGAAGAAAGACAAUAUAAGGAUUUGCGGUGAGAGUAACAAACCAAGCUUGCAGGGUCUGGGUGAAGGGAGCAACAGCAAUGGAAACAGCGACAACAAUGGGAAUAGUGGGAGUUUGAAUCCUGGGAGUUGUUUGGUUAUUCAGGAUGUGUGGUGUGGCCCUGGAAUUGGGUUUUCUUCGGAUGCUGUUGUUGGGUCUGUGGAUUGUGUUGUGGGGAGGAGAAAUGCGUCUGGGAGAGGGAAGAUUGAUGGGGACAACAACAAAAUCAAUCAAAGGGAGAGGGAGCGCUCUGCAUAUUUAGGGAGGCGGGCCACAGUGAAUCCUGAAACUCUUCCUUUUCUGGAUACGGACCCUGCUUUUGUAGCAUCUUACCCUGAAUCUGAAGUCUUUGGAAGUAGAUAUUACCGGCAUGUUCGGCAUCCUUCUCCUGAUGGUUUAGCUGAGAUAAUGAUGCUCCAGAAUAGUUUUAUGAUGGGAGGAAGGUUGGAUAGAUAUAGCGACUGGAGGCUCGAUAUCGAUCACAUGUCAUAUGAGCAACUGCUGGAGUUAGGUGAGAGAAUUGGUCAUGUGAGUACUGGACUGAAAGAAGAUGAAAUGAGCCAAUGUGUCAGGAAAAUGAAGCUCUCAAUUAUCAACGACCUUUCAUCACAUUUACCCAUAAUACCGGAUAAGAACUGCAGCAUUUGUCAGGAGGAUUAUGAAGCAGAUGAUGAGCUGGGGAAGCUGGAUUGUGGACAUGGCUUUCACAUGCAAUGUAUAAAGCAAUGGCUUGCACAGAAAAAUAUUUGCCCGGUUUGCAAGACUGAACCGGUGGCUCGAGGAUAAAGCCGGUGUUCUUUCAUUAUCGUCUUGGAUGUAGUUCUUUCAGAUUGCUGCUGCUCUUUAGUCCUCUCCUCGUCUCCCAACAUGGUGUAUAGAUUUUACCAGUAUACAUAAUCUGAAUUCAUUCAUUGGUGUGAAGCUUCAAAUUUUUGAGUUGAAAUGAUAGGGGUCCGGACGAUUUAGCAGUUCAUGCUUAUUGAAAUUAUAGUACUGGAAUUUUUAUGGAAAUGAUUUAUUUUGAUAUUCAGUUGAAUGGAAUAUAUUCUCAAUUCUGUGAUC
Molecule: messenger RNA, 1852 nt
Organism: Manihot esculenta (cassava)
Lineage: Eukaryota; Viridiplantae; Streptophyta; Magnoliopsida; Malpighiales; Euphorbiaceae
Exons: 5
Coding region: 398-1576 (392 amino acids)
Molecular function (GO): ubiquitin protein ligase activity
Source: RefSeq, a predicted model, not a curated record